AUGGGGCUUCUAAGUAGCACAAUGCUUUGUGAAGAGGAAAUAGAGGAGCUAAAAAACACCACCUUUUUCGACGAAAGAGAGAUAGAGCACUUGUACGAGAGAUUCCAGUUUCUAGAUAAAGAGUCUCGUGGAUACCUCACAUAUAACGAGCUGAACAAUAUCCCUGAGUUCCAAUCAAAUCCUUUCAGUCAUCUAAUAAUGAAGAGUAUUGAGAAGAUGACAGAUUACGAAAAAAUGACAUUUCCCCAUUUUCUCGAGUUCCUGGGGAUUUUUUCCGAGAAGGCCAGCAAGAAAAGCAGGAUAAGAUACCUAUUUGAUAUCUUCGACUUGAACGGAGAUGGUAGGCUUUGUAGAAAUGUCCUUAUCAGAGUUAACAAGAUGAUGGGUCAGGAUGGAAAAACAGAAGAAAUCGAAAAUCUCUUAAACAUUUAUGACGAAGGAGGAAAAGGAUACUUGGACAUAUCUGAUUUUAGCAAAUUUUAUGAAAGUGACCCGCUUAUCGAUAAGAACAUGAUCAUUGACUUCUCGAAGAAUCUAAAGCGGCGUAAGCAGGUGGGAUUCAUGCAGGUAUUAUGGCCAUCGACCUACAAAGACGGAGAAUGA
Molecule: messenger RNA, 603 nt
Organism: Encephalitozoon hellem ATCC 50504
Lineage: Eukaryota; Fungi; Microsporidia; Unikaryonidae
Product: EF-Hand Ca2+-binding protein
Exons: 1
Coding region: 1-603 (200 amino acids)
Molecular function (GO): calcium ion binding
Source: RefSeq, a predicted model, not a curated record